GAGAAUAUCUUGAUGAUUUCCAAGAAUGCCAGUUGUGUGAAGCAUCCUGUCAGAAGUGCAUUGGACCUGAGCCAGACAACUGCAUCAGCUGCCCACUCACAAGAGUCUUUGAUGAUGGUCACUGUGUUAUGCAAUGCCCCAGAGGAAAGUUUGAAUUCAAAGGACAAUGUCAUUUAUGCCAUCAUACCUGCCUGGACUGCAGUGGAAGUGAACCUAACAAAUGCACCGCUUGUGGAAUGGACAGAAGAGGGAUCGAACUUUUCCUGUAUCAUGGGGAAUGCAGAGAGAGCUGUCCUCCAGGUCACUACCAUUCAGAGCAUACUUGCAUGGCUUGCUUAGGCCACUGUGAAGUGUGCCUGAACUCCAGCCACUGCAAAAGAUGUUUCAGAGGAUACUACCUUACUCAAAACAUGUGUCAGAAGCAUAGCUGCAGAGAAGGUGAAGUGGAAGAUCCUGACGAUGAAGAUUGCAUACCGUGUUCAGAUGGAUGCCAGAACUGCAAAUUGGGUAAAUAUUCCCUUUAUGAACCUUUAUUCUUAUUCCUAAGGUAUGAGCAACGUUGCUAUAAAUACUGCCCAGAAAAUACCUACAGAGAUGAAAGUUCUCUGCAGUGCAGAGAGUGUCCUAGCAACUGUGACAGCUGUGACAAGGACAAGUGUGACUCAUGUAAGGAAGGCUUUUAUCUGUCAGAUGGCACAUGUGUGAGUGAGUGUGGAGAUGGCUUUUUCACUGAUGACAUCUCUAGAGAAUGCGAACCUUGCCACAGGAGCUGUGCAACCUGUGUUGGGUACAGCUAUGACAACUGUACUGGGUGCAAAACCAGUUUCCAGCUAUCUCAUGGGCAGUGUCUGAAUCCAAGAAAUUCUCCACCCAAUGGGAAGUUCUGGAGUGAUGAAAAACAAAAAUUGCAGUCCUGCAACCCUUCAUGCAGGACCUGUGAGAAAUCUGCUGAUGUAUGUACUUCAUGUCCAGAAGGUAAGAGACUUCAGCUUCUUUGGGAAAAUUUCUUAUCCAUGAUACCUGUGUUUCUCUGUGCCCUCAAAAAACUUUUGGCAAUGUUGCAAGUGGAAAGUGCGAAAUAUGCAUGGACGGCUGUGAGGGGAUAUUUUAAUGAUUCUGAGACUUGCAAGGAAUGCAGUGGAUCCUGUAAGACAUGCACAGGAAGUGCAAACAAAUGCCUGUCCUGUAAAAGUCCUUUGCUUCUGGAGCAGUGGAAAUGUAAACCGACCUGUUCAGAGAAGCAUUUCGCCUCUGAAGGAAUCUGCAAACACUGCCCUGAAAUGUGCCAGGAGUGCAUUCACGAUCAAACAUGCAAAGAGUGCAUGGACGAGUUCUUCCUGCACGAAGGGAAGUGUGUGCAGGACUGCCCUUCUCACUUCUAUGCUGAAGACAAGCACUGCUUUCCCUGCCAUGCAGACUGCAGGGAUUGUGACGGGCCUGACUCAGACGACUGUACCAAGUGCACCAUCGACUUCUUCGUCAUUUACGGUGGCAUGUGUUUUGAAGAGUGCCCUGAAGGGACCUACUAUGAAGAAGCUACUGAAGACUGUCAAGCAUGCAACAGGACAUGCCAGACUUGUUCUUCUUCCACUGCCUGCCUUACUUGCAGAAAUGGCCUGAUGCUGAACCAUGACGGGCAGUGUGUGGCAUCUGGAUAUUGCUCUCGCACUGAGUACUAUGUUGAGAAAACUCAGACCUGCAAGCGUUGUCAUAAAAAAUGCUUCCACUGCUCAGGACCCACGGAACACCAGUGUUUUAGCUGUGCGAAUAACCACUACCUUCUCAAUACAACUUGUGUUGAAACAUGUCCAGAUGGGUAUUAUGUUGACAGCAAUGAGAGACAAUGUUCCCCAUGCCACAGCGCCUGUGCCACCUGCAUCGGGAAACACAGCUCACAGUGCCUUUCCUGCAAUCCAGGCUGGUACAGACAAGGAAAAGGAUGCGUAAACCAGUGUCCAGCAGGGUAUUUUGCUCAAAACUCCACUGGAUCAUGUGAGAGAUGCCACAAGGGUUGUAAGGAGUGUAUGGGGCCUCAACCCACAGACUGUCUUUUCUGUGAUACAUAUUUCUACCUGUUGCGUUCCAAGAAUGAAUGCGUUAGCUCUUGUCCAGAGUAUUACUAUGAAAGCAAGGACAACAAUGUCUGUGAAAGAUGCCACCCUUCCUGCCGAACUUGUGAAGGGAAGGGGGCAUUCAGCUGCACAUCUUGUGUAUGGAGCUACAGUUUAUCAGGUGGAAUGUGCAACUCAGACUGUUUUGUAGGUGAAUACAAAGUCCAGGAGACGGCAGGACAAGAGCCCAAGUGUGAGAGAUGUGACAGCUCAUGCACCGAGUGCAAGGGACCUGGGCCUCUCAACUGCACGGUCUGUCCGGCCAGCACGCAGCUCUACCUGGAGGAAAGCCGCUGCCUGCCCUGCUGCAGUGACUCUGACCUGGCAGGCAUCCCAGAGUGCUGUGACUGCAGGGAAACACAAGAUGACUGUGUAUUACGGACCACCCUACCACCCGAGAGCAAAAGCAAAACUGCUUUCUUUGUUAUUACCUGCAUUUUGCUUCUCCUUGUCAUUGGAGCCAUUGUAUUCAUCUGGAGAAAAUCACGAGCCAAAACCCGGUCUGUCAACAAAGGUGGGUAUGAGAAGCUGACAAAUCACUCCAAAACUUUUCCUUCCUAUGUGAGGAACUACCACGAGAGUCCCAGUUACCAGGAAGAUCAAGUGAUUGAGUAUAGAGAUCGAGAUAAUGAAGAUGAUGACGAAGAAGAUGACAUUGUAUAUAUGGGCCAGGAUGGCACGAUCUAUCGCAAAUUUAAAUAUGGACUUUUGGAGGAUGAUGAAGAAGAUGAGCUUGAAUAUGAUGAUGAAAGUUAUUCAUUUAGAUAA
Molecule: messenger RNA, 2879 nt
Organism: Cariama cristata (Red-legged seriema)
Lineage: Eukaryota; Metazoa; Chordata; Aves; Cariamiformes; Cariamidae
Product: proprotein convertase subtilisin/kexin type 5-like
Exons: 16
Source: RefSeq, a predicted model, not a curated record